AUGGUAAUGUCAUCGGCAUGCUGGGACCGGAAGAAGUUUGCUCGUAUGGCUUCUGUAGAAGAGCUAGACUCAAACUUGACCUUGCUUACGCAUCAUCCAGCGAUGAGCAGAAGGAGUUCGAUGAUUACGAGUCAGAUUGAAAAUCUAUCUACCGCAGAGAAUGCUGCGCAAAACCGCAAUAUUCAAUCACCGAUUGAAGUCUUUGUUAAUGCUGCUUCUAUUCUUACUCCACCUGGUACACCAUAUUCAGGGCGAACUGUUUCGCCAGAAACACCUGUCAGUCAAACUUUUGACUACGCAUCACAGAAUUUCGAUUCAAUCAGUAAUAAAGCAAAGGAUUUAAUUUCUACGCAUAUCAAAUCUGCUCCCAGGUUUGCAGUGCCAUUGUCCAAAAAGUUUUUUCGUUUUUAG
This is a messenger RNA of Enterobius vermicularis (human pinworm), 411 nucleotides long. The record is from the annotation of a GenBank genome assembly. NCBI's taxonomy places the organism in Eukaryota, Metazoa, Nematoda, Chromadorea, Rhabditida, Oxyuridae.